AUGGAGGCCGGUGACAGCACGGAGGAGACCCCACUGCCUCUGGCACUGACAAGGUUUCAGCUCUCCGAGGACUACGGCUUCCUUCUUCCCGAUCCUCUGACAGAGCUGCCAGCACCCUACGGUCCCUGGAUGGAGAUUGCCCACAACCUGCCUCAGCUGAUCGCGAGCCAUCGGCUCCGCUCACAAGUUCACCAGAUGCCGCAGCUGAGUGCCCGGCACCUCCGAGGGCGCGAGGAGCUGCACUUGGCACAUCUGGUGCUCAGCUUCAUCACGAUGGGCUACCUCUGGCAGGAGGGCGAGGAGGGCACCGUGAAGGUCCUGCCCCGAAAUCUCGCUGUCCCCUUCUGGGAAGUCUCACAGGCCCUCGGCCUCCCCCCCAUCCUCAGCCACGCAGACUUUGUGUUGGCCAACUGGAGGAGGAAGAACCCCAACGGGCCUCUGGAAAUUGAGAACCUGGACACCAUCAUCUCGCUGCCCGGGGGAGAGAGCCUGCGAGGCUUCAUCCUCGUCACCCUCCUGGUUGAGAAGGCGGCUGUGCCUGGGAUUAAGGCAAUCGUUCAGGCCAUUCGUGCCAUCCUGCAGCUCGAUGAGGAGACCCUGCACAAAGCCCUGCAGGAGCUGGCAGAGGCCAUCAGGGACAUGAGCAAGGCUUUGAAACGGAUGCACGACUAUGUGGAUCCAGCAGUAUUUUAUGCUGUGAUCCGGAUCUUUCUUUCCGGCUGGAAAGAUAACCCCGCCAUGCCGGAUGGGUUGAUAUACGAAGGCGUAUCUGACGAGCCCAUGGCGUACUCGGGAGGGAGCGCGGCACAGAGCACCAUCCUUCAUGCUUUUGAUGAACUCCUGGGGAUUCGCCACAGCGAGGAGAGCACCGCCUUCCUGCACAGGAUGAGGGACUACAUGCCCCCGCCCCACAGAGCCUUUGUGGAGGAGAUCCACCGUGCCCCCUCCCUGAAGCAGCACGUGCUCUCCUCCGGAGACGCACGGCUCUGCGCGGCUUUCAACCAGUGCAUCUCGGCGCUGGCAGACUUCAGGUCCUACCACAUCACCAUCGUCACCAAGUACAUCACCGUUGCGGCGGCCAAAGCCAAGGCCAGGCGGGCAGAGCCAGGCGACAGGGCUGGCCCUUCCGCUGGGAAGCCCCCGUCUGCACUGGAGGCCAAAGGGACCGGCGGGUCCCACAUCUUCAGCUUCCUGAAGAGCGUCAGGGACACCACCAGGGAAGGGAUGAUAAGUGCCUGA
This is a messenger RNA of Gymnogyps californianus (California condor), 1239 nucleotides long. Its product is annotated as indoleamine 2,3-dioxygenase 2-like. The transcript has 10 exons. NCBI's taxonomy places the organism in Eukaryota, Metazoa, Chordata, Aves, Accipitriformes, Cathartidae. Gene Ontology annotation, cellular component: cytoplasm. The record is from RefSeq and is a predicted model, not a curated record. Gene Ontology annotation, molecular function: indoleamine 2,3-dioxygenase activity; metal ion binding; heme binding. The coding region runs from base 1 to 1239 and encodes 412 amino acids. Gene Ontology annotation, biological process: 'de novo' NAD+ biosynthetic process from L-tryptophan.